AUGAGCGGCACCCGGGCCUUGGGCCGCGUCCGGGGCGGCUGGCGGCGAUGGACAGGGGCGCGUGCGGCGACCCAGGAUGCAGGCUUUGGCGCCGAGGCCCGGUCGCGGCCCGUCGGGGACCAGCCUUUCCCGGGCCUGCCGCCGUCCGAGACCCUGAGCCGGGAGCAGCUGGUGGACGUGCUGGGGGCGGCCGUGCUGGACCGGAGAGGACCUCUGGUGACACUCAACAAGCCACAGGGUCUGCCGGUGACAGGAAAACCAGGAGAGCUGACCUUGCUCUCGGUGCUGCCAGAGCUGAGCAGGUCCCUGGGGCUUGGGGAGUCGCAAUUGCAGGUCGUCCAGGCACCUGGGAAGGAGAUCUCUGGGCUUGUACUCCUCUCCAGCUGUCCCCAGACAGCAAGCCGUCUGCACAAGUUCUUCACGCACUCACGGAGAGCCCACAGACCCACAGCCACCUACUGGGCCGUCACUGAUGGGAUCCCAGCCACACCCGAGGGAGAGAUCCAGGCAGUGCUGAAGCUGGAGCGCGUUGAUGGGAUUGAUCUCGUCCUUCCCGUGAAGCCCCCAUCCCGGAGGGACGUCCUAGCAAGUGUCAAGAGGACCCUCAGCCACUUCCGUGUGGUGGCCACGGGCUCCAGCUGUGCCCUCGUCCAGCUGCAGCCUCUGACAGGCUUCCCCAGGCAACUGCAGGUGCACAUGACGCUCCAGCUCUGCCCUGUGCUCGGGGACCACGUGCACUCGGCCCGCGUGGGCACCGUCCUAGGCCAGCGCUUUCUGCUGCCAGCUGAGAGCACCAAGCCCCAGAAACAGGUCCUGGAUGGAGCUCUCCUCCGACGCCUCCAGCUGACCCCCUCACAGGCUGCCCAGCUGCCUCUGCACCUGCACCUACACCGUCUCCUCCUCCCAGGCACGAGGCCCGGGGAUGCCCCCACCCAGCUCCUGGCCCCCCUGCCCCCCUAUUUCUCCAGGACACUGCAGUGCCUGGGACUCUGCCAGCAGCAGUCCCUCCUCUGCUCCUGAUGCCCUGG
Messenger RNA from Lepus europaeus (European hare), 1028 nucleotides. It is a transcript of the gene RPUSD3, whose product is annotated as RNA pseudouridine synthase D3. Gene Ontology annotation, molecular function: pseudouridine synthase activity; RNA binding. Gene Ontology annotation, biological process: pseudouridine synthesis. The transcript has 9 exons. The record is from RefSeq and is a predicted model, not a curated record. Lineage: Eukaryota; Metazoa; Chordata; Mammalia; Lagomorpha; Leporidae. Bases 1 to 1020 code for a protein of 339 amino acids.